Molecule: messenger RNA, 2716 nt
Organism: Polyodon spathula (Mississippi paddlefish)
Lineage: Eukaryota; Metazoa; Chordata; Actinopteri; Acipenseriformes; Polyodontidae
Gene: abhd18
Product: abhydrolase domain containing 18
Exons: 13
Coding region: 201-1610 (469 amino acids)
Source: RefSeq, a predicted model, not a curated record
GGUGGUGUCUGCGAAUGGUUUACUGUUGACUGGUAAUAUUACAAGAAGAUUACUGUAAAUAACGCGGUGCUGUAAUUUCUGUGCAAAGGGAUGACAUGAAGCUGUUUUUUGUACUCUGUCAGGUGAUAUGAACAGAACGUAAUUUUUCUAGUUCAGCAGCCCCUGCCCGGUUGGUGAGUAACAAUGGUUGAUAGUUGCUAAUGGGUGUGAGCAGGCUGGAUGUUAUUUACAGAAAGUGUCUCCUCACCAAACUGUUUAUCCAAGGAUGGGGGAAGCCAGAUGAUUUGAAAAGGAUAUUUGAGUUUAGGAAAGUAAUUGGGAACCGAGAGAAAUGCAAGAAUUUAGUUGCCAGGGACUAUCCAUUAUUCAUUGAUAAGAUAGAAGAGCAAACUGACUGUAAGAUCCUAGAUGGGCAUUUCAUUUCUCCUUUGGUACACUUUCUUCCUGGCAUCUUGCCUGCAGAAUCUGUCAAAGCCAGGUUUCAAUUUAUAGUGCCUAAAGAAUGGAGGAGAAAUUACCGACCAGUAUGCAUUCAUCUUGCAGGCACUGGAGACCAUUUUUUUUGGAGAAGACGCACAUUAAUGGCUCGUCCAAUGAUAAAAGAGACCGGCAUGGCAUCACUGUUGCUAGAAAACCCUUAUUAUGGAUACAGAAAACCAAAGGACCAAGUGCGGUCAAGUUUAAAAAAUGUCUCCGACCUGUUUGUGAUGGGAGGGGCUCUGGUCUUGGAGUCUGCUGCUCUUCUCCACUGGCUGGAGAGGGAAGGGUACUGGCCCUUGGGAAUGACAGGCAUAUCCAUGGGUGGACAUAUGGCUUCAUUAGCUGUUACAAACUGGCCUAAGCCAAUACCCCUGAUUCCAUGUUUAUCCUGGUCAACUGCUUCAAGUGUAUUCACGACGGGUGUUUUAAGUAAAUCGAUAAACUGGAGAGAGCUAGAAAAACAGUAUGCCACACAUACAGUAUAUGAAGAAGAAAUUAUUAGAAUGCUUGAAUAUUGUGGAACUGAUUCAUUUAAAAUGGGUCAAGACUUUGUAAAGAGCUCUCCCACCAGCUUUGGCAAUCUCCAGAAUUUGGACAUCUCCUCUGACAUACUUGACUUUGGUGGGACAGGAACAGGACAGAUGUUGGGGACAGAUAGUGCCCAUCAGCUCCACACCCACAAGACCACCAUCAGUGCCUUGGGACAAGGCCAGGUGAUUAAAGUGCGGGGUGUGGAUGAGACCCUGUCUGCUGUAAGCAGCAGCAGUGCCCAUCUAGACAUGCUGAACACAAGUGCUUUUUCAAAGGAGCGCAACAGAAGACCACCGCAUCAGCAGGAGUCGUUGAACUUCAUGAAGGGAGUCAUGGAUGAAUGUACACACAUAGCCAACUUCUCAGUUCCAGUUGACCCUAGCCUGGUCAUUGUGGUCCAGGCCAAGGAAGAUGCCUACAUCCCAAGAACUGGAGUGCGCAGCCUUCAGGAAAUCUGGCCAGGUUGUGAAGUCAGGUUCCUGAACGGGGGACAUAUCAGUGCCUACCUCUUCAAACAAGGGUUGUUCAGGCAAGCUAUCUAUGAUGCCUUUGACCGCUUUAUUCAGAAGUAUUCGGCCAAGAAACAUGGUUUACCUUGACUGCGGCUGUUCCCUGCCACACAGACAGACAGAUACACACACUCACACACAAAAGAACAAAUACAUAAAAGAAUACAGAUUGUUUGGACAUCCCUCAAAAGGUAAUGGGUGCUACAAAAUUGUAGAUGGCUACAAAAACAAAAAUGUAAUAAUUUAAUGAAAGAAUGAUAGUUUUAAAAUGAUUUAAAAUCCCAAAUCAAGUUUUCACAUCAAAUCCUAUCCAGCAUGUGUAUGAGGACCUGAUGGACGAUUUGCUCUUCAAACAUACAGACUAGAUCUCUUUGAACAAUGAGAUGUAAUUCUGAGAACUGGACUUCAGUGCCUGCACUGUUUACAAGAAACAAUUUGCUUUACCUUUGCUAUGCCUCAUGUGUCUGUAUUGCAUUCAUAUAUUUUUCUCAUAAUGGAUUAAUUUUGCAUGUUUAACUCGGUAGAGUUCACCAUUUCUCUUAUGAUUACCAUACUAUAUCCAGAUCAUGCCUCCUCUUUGCAGCAAUGCUUGCUUUCUGUUCUCACAAGUCAUUCAGUUCUGUCAGAGCGCCAGCACAAUUGCAGGAGAGAGCAUGAUGUUGAUACACAAUGAAACUUAUAAGAGAAAUUAUCUUUCUCCUGCUGAACACUCUGGAAUAAAAGUAAAGAAAUGAGUAGGAACUGUUCGAGACAAAACCGUGUAGAAGUGAUAAAGGACAUUAUCUGGUAGAAAAUGGAUUUCAGUAAGAAUGCCUUUGAAGAAACCCUUUUGGAGGAAGCAUACAUUAUAUAUCCCCUUUGUUUCACUCCAAUAUGUGCUUUAUUUAGUUUUUUUUUUUUAAUAUGUUUUUUUUUUUAAUAUAUUUUUCUGCAUUUAAACGGUAUACUGUUUUGAAAACCAUUGUAGCCAGUCAGUUAACCUUUAGAAGAACCCUGAUACUGUACUGGCUUAUUAAAAAAAAAAGUCCACUUUAUAUCAGUUAAUUGUAAUUGCUGCUGCCAUUCUAAAAUUAAUACGUCUUGUUUUUAAUCCUGUACCUGAAAUAUAACCAUUAAAGAGCAAGUAGUGGGGUUCUGAAAAAUACAGCGUUAUAUGUCCCCACAUGUUGCUUCAACCGUUUAAAUAACAUACCUGU